GGCACGCAAGGAUACUUCUUGGUAAUUUUGUAGCUCCGAACAAUCUCAUAAGGAAUUACGAGGUUGUACACUCGAAUUUCACUGAUAGACAGUUCUUCUCGAUGAAAAGUGAUAAAUACGCAGAUGAGCAAACAAUCUUCAAACGUACAAACACUCAAACUUCUUCAUCACCAGAAACUUAACUGUGGUUUAUCGGAAAUAGCUGUUGUGGCUAAUGUCUCCUCUUUACUAGAUAGCUCAGACCAAGUAAUACCGAAAAAAGACACAAAACCUACAAGUUCAGCAACGUUGAUACAAAAAGCCGAGGAAUUCUGCAGAAAAACCCGUGUAGUUGCCAACAAGUGCAAGGUUUUUGUUGGUAACGUUAGCUACAGAGUAAAAUCAAGAGAACUGAAGGAAUUUUUCACCUCUUUUGGUAAAGUUAUUUGUGCACAAAUCAUCACGGAUCGUAUGAAAAAACGUUCUCGAGGGUUUGGAUUUGUGACCUUUAGUAAUGAAUGGGAAGCACAGAAAGCUAAAGAUUCCUCAGAUGAUGAGAGAACUUUAGAAGGAAGAGUCAUGAAAGUUUGCGCUCCAGAGCGAAGGAAGAAAGGUUCCAAAAAUUUUAUUCAAGAAAGCACUAUUGAGGAGGCACUGGAAUGUUAUCGUGAGAAUGGAAACAACACAAAUGAAGCCAGUGAAGAGGCAAUGGUAUCUUGCGGAUGCAAUACCUUUGGAUCUAAAGAACCCCAAUUUUUGCCAGAAAUCUUCCAAUUGAAUGAGUACACCAUGCUCCACAUCUUCUUAUAUUUAAGUCCUAAGGAUAGGAUCAGGGUUGAAAGAGUAUGCAGAAGAUGGAGGUUACUGGCUAUUAAGUCAUGGCAUCAUAUAACCCAUCUGGACUUUCAAGGAGUAUUCACAUCAUUUAAAGGUGUAGGAGGCCUUACUGAUGAAGUUCUGUGGUCCAUUUUAAGACGAGGAUGCCAGAAUAUUACAUCUCUUGAUUUGUCCCAAUCACCCCACUUCUUGACAGAAUUUGCAGUGCUUUGUAUUGGCAAACAAUGCAAGUUGUUGAAAGAACUUGAUUUAAGUGGAGUUAAAGUUAGUACAUCAUCACUAAAGAACUUGUCCCAAAGCUGUAAACAAUUGGAGAAAAUUACCCUUCAUAGGUGUCACAGAGUUGGCGAAAAAGCACUCUGGUGGCUCUUCAAGAAUUGUCAAAAACUACGUCAUGUCAAUUUGGAAGGAAGCAAAAGUGUGAGGGGACAGUGUUUCUUUAUGCUACCACCAUCUUGUGAAAAUUUGUAUCUUGAGGAUUGUACCCAGUUGACAGACAAAGGAAUGAUUUACAUUGGAGAUAAAUGUAAAAACUUGAGAAGUAUCAGUAUAUCAGGCUGUAUCACUCUGACUGAUGAGGGCAUCCUUCAGCUGACACAGCACUGUUGUAUGACUGAGUCAUUAGUUUUCUCAAAAGCUGGACACAAUGUGACUAGUCAAGGGCUGCAGAAUAUUGCUAAUUUGUCAUUGCUGAAAGAGUUGGAUCUAUCAAAGAAUACUGUUGUCAAUGAUGAGUUGCUAUUUAGCAUUGGAAGAAGUUGCAUUCAUUUAAAGUUUCUCAACUUGGACUCCUGUGAAGGAGACAUUACGGAUGCAGGAUUGCAGUGCUUAGUCUCUUGUUAUCAGCUGUCUUCUCUUGUCAUCAGUUACCUACCCCGGAUUACUGACGAGAGUGUAAUACGCUUGGCCUUUAAUGGAACUCUCGAGAAGCUGGUGGCUAGAGCAUGUUCAGGACUCACUGACAAAUCCAUCGAGAGUCUGUUACAGCACUGUGGCCAAUUGACUCUUCUGGACGUUUGUGGCUGUAGUAGAAUCACCAACGCCUCUCUUGAGCUGUUGGGUCAGCAGUGCACAUCAGACGACCGACCAGUUCUCAACUGCACUGUUGGAGGUACAGCCAUAGACGAAAAAGCAGUAACUCGAUUUCGUGAGAUAUCUUGUGGAUGCGCUUUGUUUUACAAUGACUAUUCCAUCAGCACAAGGAUUGAUGCUGUCCCAUCUCAUGGUUCAGGAGCUUUCUUACGCGAAGAAGACGAUGAAGAGUUUGAUGAAUUUGACGAUGAGUUCGAUGAUGAUGAUGAAGAAGAACAUGAACAUUUUCAUAACAUUGUUGACGAUGAGGAGACUUGGAUGGCCGAGGACUCGUUAUGGUGGCGACCAGGUGAUGCCGAAGAUUUCCUGGAGGCUGAUUAUCCUUCGUUACUAGCAGAACAGCUGUACAGAUCAUAACAUGUGCAAAUGAAACUUAAACAGCUGUACAGAACAGAACAGCUGAACAGAUCAUAACAUGUGCAAAUGAAACUUAAACUUAUCAUCGAGUGAUAAGGUCUACGAAGUCCUCGUUGAUAUCUGCGCAUUAGACGCCUCUUCGGGAGAGAUUGGUUUUCCGAGAAGAGAAAGGUUUUCUCGUCCAGUGAGAUUGUUGUCUCUCUUCGGGAUAGAGUGAUUUCCCAAAAUGUUAGGGCGUCUGCGCCGAAAACUGGGUCGAGUACACUUUGUCGAGGCUUAACUUCCCUCUCGUAACGGCGCGACUGUUUUUACAAAGCCUCGUCGCACAACCAAAAUGCUGCGCUGUUGAGAACUUAAUCGCGUUUGGACGUAUCCGAUGUGGACUAGUGAGUGGUCCUACUGUGUAACUCAUUUUAGACGACUGAGGGGCUAUUCAUGUUCCAUCGUAAGUCACCUACCGCACCGUGAACGAUAUAUGCGCAGCAAAAAGGACGGUGGUGACAACUAAAAGCGACGUUACUCUAUGAGUGACGCUCUUGAACAGAUGUCUUACAGAAAAAAAUGAUCGCAAAACAAUUUACUUAAAGUAGCUGCAACAUAUUCUGAAUUAAAAUCAUUGAAACUGACGUAAAGGGCUGCAGGAAGAACAAACGCUGAAGGGGCUAAGCAUUUGCAGAAAAUGAACCGUUCCUAAGUUUUUCAUCGGCCACUAAUGCCAUUUUUCUCAGGCUUCAUCCUUAAUCGUCCUUGAAGGGAUAGUUAAGUAUGAAAAUAAUUGGCAUGAGUCACUGAGGACUACCUUGGAAAGUUAAGAGCAAGACCGUUGUGUUUCAAAUAUUUUGUUCCUGUAGUUCAAAGAAGACAUCUCUCUAGAAAGUUCACCACUUAUGCUACAUAAAGUUAUGAGUGAAUUUUAUCCCUUUAAUGGGGGUUUUAUUGAAAAAAAAUUAAAAAUAAUAGCUGAAAACUUGCGUUA
Stylophora pistillata is the source of this 3241-nucleotide messenger RNA. RefSeq names its product putative RNA-binding protein EEED8.10. The record is from RefSeq and is a predicted model, not a curated record. Gene Ontology annotation, cellular component: SCF ubiquitin ligase complex. Gene Ontology annotation, biological process: SCF-dependent proteasomal ubiquitin-dependent protein catabolic process. Gene Ontology annotation, molecular function: RNA binding; protein binding. Lineage: Eukaryota; Metazoa; Cnidaria; Anthozoa; Scleractinia; Pocilloporidae.